UGGUGCACGGUUAUGAAGUGCGUCUGCUGUUUGUGUUUGUGUGUAUUGGCGCCUGGCUCGUUCCGAAAACUGGUAUUGUCUUUUGUUGGGCAUCAGCUAUCGUUCGUUCGAACCUCUGAGAAAAGUCCAUCCUUGCCUUCUUUUUGUAAUCGGUGAACGGUCUGUGACACUGUCCCCGGGUCCUGCUGAAACGUGACUACCGUAGCCGGACUGAGCCUGGAGAUCCUUGGACCAUCUCUAUCGUUUAGCGAGCUAUCAGGCUCUGCUAGUGCGCCGCACUGGGUCCUUCUUGUUCUCCACGCUCUGGCGCAUCCGGAACCUAGGCUCAUAGUCCGCGUUUCUGGUCGGUGGACGUACUCGACAAUUCUAAAUCACGGAAGCGCUCUCGGAGAGUCAGGACUCCGCAGGACCAUAAAUGUCGCCGCCCGCCGGCGGUGCGGCAGUGGCUGCAGACCCUGCCUCACCUGUAGUGCUCCUGGCAGUGCACGCCACGGUGAAGCCUCUGGGCGCUGGCCAGGAUGCCGAAGCGCAGCUGCGGAAGCUGCAGUUGAAAGCCGACCCUGAGCGGCCUGGACGCUUCCGGCUAGGACUGUUAGGCACCGAACCAGGGGCGGUCAGUUUAGAAUGGCCCUUGGAGUCUAUUUGCUAUACCGUCCGUGGGCCUAACCAACACGAGCUGCAGCCUCCCCCUGGAGGACCUGGAACCUUCAGUGUGCACUUCCUCGACUCUGAGGAAGCACAGCAGUGGGCAGCACUCGUGCGAGAUGCCACCGCAGAAGGACAAAAUGGCAGUGGCAGCCCAGCCCCAGCCCCAGCCCCAGAAGUGUGCCCUAUUUCUCCACCAUGUUCUUCUAUGGCUCAAAUACCUAAAGAAACCCAACCUGAUGUGGAUCUUCCUCAAAGUUCUGGAAACUUAAAAAAAGCUGUCUUUUCUCAUGUAGAAGAGCUGGCUACACGCCUGGCCCAGGCCAUUGCAGGAGGGGAUGAGAAAGCAGCAGCCCAAGUGGCAGCAAUCCUGGCACAGCAUCAUGUGGCUCUCAAUGUCCAGCUCAUGGAGGCCUGGUUCCCACCAGGUCCCAUAAGGCUGCAAGUCACAGUUGAAGAUGCCACGUCGGUUCUGUCCUCUUCAUCGUCUGCCCACGUCUCGCUGCAGAUCCACCCACACUGCUCCAUCGCAGCCCUCCAGGAACAGGUGUUCUCAGAAUUUGGAUUCCCACCAGCUGUGCAGCGCUGGGUCAUUGGGCGGUGCCUGUGUAUGCCUGAGCGAAGCCUUGCUUCCUAUGGGGUCUCUCAAGAUGGGGACCCUGCUUUUCUUUACUUGCUCUCGGCCCCCAGAGAAGUUUCAGGACAAAGCCUUCAAAACUCCAAGAUGAACAGGAAAUUAGGAUGCUUAUUUCCUCAGUCAUUGGAGCUGCCUCAUAACCUCCAGCUAUCCAGUUCCAGUCUCCCAAGUCUCCCUCAGACUGGCUGGUCUUGCCCUUCCUGCACCUUCAUCAAUGCUUCAAACCGCCCUGGCUGUGAGAUGUGCAGCACCCAAAGGCCCUGUGCUUGGGAUCCCCUUACUGCAGCUUCCACCUAGAAGCCAUCAAAGGUUACAGAGAAUAUGGCCCUCCUGUCACAGGCUCAACCACCACCACUUGAACUUCGCAGGGGACCGCUGCUUGCUGAGGACAGAUGCCAGUGUUAGAGAACAGGGGCCAUAAGCCAGUAAUUAAAGACAUAUAAGAGACA
Molecule: messenger RNA, 1731 nt
Organism: Apodemus sylvaticus (European woodmouse)
Lineage: Eukaryota; Metazoa; Chordata; Mammalia; Rodentia; Muridae
Gene: Sharpin
Product: SHANK associated RH domain interactor
Exons: 9
Coding region: 416-1579 (387 amino acids)
Biological process (GO): proteasome-mediated ubiquitin-dependent protein catabolic process; positive regulation of canonical NF-kappaB signal transduction; protein linear polyubiquitination
Cellular component (GO): LUBAC complex
Molecular function (GO): ubiquitin binding; ubiquitin-protein transferase activity
Source: RefSeq, a predicted model, not a curated record